This is a messenger RNA of Chelonoidis abingdonii (Abingdon island giant tortoise), 1456 nucleotides long. The record is from RefSeq and is a predicted model, not a curated record. NCBI's taxonomy places the organism in Eukaryota, Metazoa, Chordata, Testudines, Testudinidae.
GCUGACGGCGUUCGUGGUGAAGGUGCUGGCGCUCAGCCGGCAGUACCAGAACGUGGACGCUGCCGGGAUUCGGGAGUCGGUCACGUGGCUGCUGGGAAACCAACAGGCCGACGGCUCCUUCCGCGACCCACAGCCUGUCAUCCACCGGGACAUGCAGGGCGGCGUCGGGGGGCAUCAGGGGGGCGUCUCACUCACGGCGUUCGUGGUGGUGGCCCUGAAGCAGGCGCUGGCGCUGUAUGAGGGGCAAGAGGCCAACUCCGAUCUGCAGACGGAGAAGCAGGAGCAGCGGGCACGCGUGAAAAGCAGCCUGUCCCGGCCACGCGGUACCUGUCGGCAGCGCCGGAGCAGGGCCGGGACCCCUACCGGCUGCCAUCACGGCCUACGCCCUGUCCCUGCCUCCGACGACGCGGGCGCCAUCGGGGCAGCCGACCGCCGGCUGCGGCGACUCGCCGCGCGCGACAACGAGUGUUACAGCGACCCCCCCGAGUGGCGGCGGGCGGCACCGCAGCCCCGCUCCCCCAGCGGCCGUGGGCGCACGCGCAGCCCCAGCUCCCCCCAGCGGCCGUGGCGUACUGCAGCCCAGCUUCUUCCCCCCAGCGGCCGUUGGCGAGGGACCAUGAUGUUUUGGGCAGCGGAGCAGGAUGGGGGCACCUCUGCUUCAGCCAUCACGUCGAGACCACGGGCCUACGCGCUCCUGCACCUCGUGCUGCACAACGACCUCUCGACCGCCAAGAAGGUCGCCCGGUGGCUGACGGAGCAGAGGAACCUACGGUGGUGGCUUCAAAUCCACACAGGUCCCAGCCAGGAGGGAGACACGGUGGUGGCACUGGAUGCCCUCUCCCCAGUACUGGAUCAACACCUACACUGGUUGAAGGGAACGAGCUGGAUUUACUUUCUCCAGCCCUGGCAAAUCCGGCACCAAGAAAGUGAUUCUCGACCCGUUCCCAGAACCACAUCCAGGAAGAGCUGCAGUUCUCCUUGGCGCGACAACCUCCAAGUGAAGGUGGAAGGGAAAGGAAAGGGGACCCUGACUGUGCUGAAGCUGUACAACGUGGCGGAGCUGCACAACAGCUCGUGCCAGAGCCUGGGGCUGGAGGUGACGGUCAGCGGGGACGUGCGCUUCGAGGUGGACGAGGAGGAUGACUAUGACUACGAGUACGGCGGGGAGGCCCCCGCGGCCGAGGCUCCGCUCCACCCCAUCCACUGGUUCGACGCCCGGCGCCGGCGCCGCAGGGAGGCGGCUGAUCCUGGCAAGCGCAACAAGGACGUGGCCUAUUCCGUCUGCAUCUGGAGGCAGCCGGGCUCCCGUCUCUCCGGCAUGGCCAUUGCUGACAUCACCCUGCUGAGCGGCUUCCAGCCCCACAUGGACGACCUCGACAAGCUGAAGGACCUGUCCGAUCGCUACAUCAGCCACUAUGAAGUCCAGGGCCAGAGACUCAUCCUGUACUUCGAGACG